CAGCGGCGGGCUAGUCCUCUUGACGCUCUGUUCCGAGCGUGCCCUGGACCGCCAGCUCAGACCAGGGGCAGCCGUGUAGCUGAACGGAAGCUGCAGGCAGCGGGGACUGGUGCCCGACGCCGGAGGUCUGCGGGCGGGAAGCACCCAGGAUUUGGGAAGUCCCGGGAGCAGUGCGGCGGCGCCUCCUUGACCCAAGGGGCCGCGGUGACGGUCACGGGGUGCGGCGCCACCGUGCGCGACCCAGGCCAGGAUUCUAAAUAGCCCAGGCUCCUCCUCCUCCCGGGCCGCCUCACCUGCGGGCAUUGCCGCGCCGCCUCCGCCGGUGUAGACGGCACCUGCGCCGCCUCGCUCGCGGGUCUCCGCCCCUCGCCACCCCUCACGGCGCCAGGCCCGGGCAGCUCACCUGGACUGGCGCGGAGUGCGGGAGCCGGGUCGCUGAAGCGAGGCGCCCACGCCGCUGUCCGGAGAGGACGCAGGUGGAGCGGGCACGACUUCGCGGAACCCGGCGCCGGCCUCCGCCGUCCUCCCAGCCGACACCGAGUCCCGGGGACCCGGCCGCCCGUGCCCGAGGAGGAGCCGCCGCCGCCGGCUGGACACCAUGAACAGCAGCGCCAACAUCACCUACGCCAGUCGCAAGCGGCGGAAGCCGGUGCAGAAAACAGUAAAGCCAAUCCCAGCUGAAGGAAUCAAGUCAAAUCCUUCCAAGCGGCAUAGAGACCGACUUAAUACAGAGUUGGACCGUUUGGCUAGCCUGCUGCCUUUCCCACAAGAUGUUAUUAAUAAGUUGGACAAACUUUCAGUUCUUAGGCUCAGUGUCAGUUACCUGAGAGCCAAGAGCUUCUUUGAUGUUGCAUUAAAAUCCUCCCCAGCUGAAAGAAAUGAAGGCCAGGAUAACUGUAGAACAGCAAAUUUCAGAGAAGGCCUGAACUUACGAGAAGGAGAAUUCUUAUUACAGGCUCUGAAUGGCUUUGUAUUAGUUGUCACUACAGAUGCUUUGGUCUUUUAUGCCUCCUCUACUAUACAGGAUUAUUUAGGGUUUCAGCAGUCCGAUGUCAUACAUCAGAGUGUUUAUGAACUUAUCCAUACAGAAGACCGAGCUGAAUUUCAGCGUCAACUACACUGGGCAUUAAAUCCUUCUCAGUGUACAGAGUCUGGACAAAGAAUUGAAGAAGCUCCUGGUCUCCCCCAGCCAGUAGUCUGUUAUAACGCAGACCAGCUUCCUCCAGAAAACUCUCCUUUUAUGGAGAGGUGCUUCAUAUGUCGUCUAAGGUGUCUGCUGGAUAAUUCAUCUGGUUUUCUGGCAAUGAAUUUCCAAGGGAGGUUAAAGUAUCUUCAUGGACAAAAAAAGAAAGGGAAAGAUGGAUCAAUACUUCCACCUCAAUUGGCUUUGUUUGCAAUAGCUAGUCCACUUCAGCCACCAUCCAUACUUGAAAUCCGGACCAAAAAUUUUAUCUUUAGAACUAAACACAAACUAGACUUCACACCUAUUGGUUGUGAUGCCAAAGGAAAAAUUGUUUUAGGAUAUACUGAAGCAGAGCUGUGCACAAGAGGAUCAGGAUAUCAGUUUCUUCAUGCUGCUGACAUGCUUUAUUGUGCCGAGUCCCAUAUCCGGAUGAUUAAGACUGGAGAAAGUGGCAUGAUAGUUUUCCGACUUCUUACAAAAAACAAUCGAUGGGCAUGGGUCCAGUCUAAUGCACGCUUGCUUUAUAAAAAUGGAAGACCGGAUUAUAUCAUUGCAACUCAGAGACCGCUGACAGAUGAGGAAGGAAAUGAGCAUUUACGAAAACGAAAUAUGAAGUUGCCUUUUAUGUUUACCACUGGAGAAGCUGUAUUAUAUGAGGUAACCAACCCUUUUCCUGCCAUAAUGGAUCCCUUACCACUAAGGACUAAAAAUGGCACGAGUGGAAAAGAUUCUGCUACCAAAUCAACUCUAAACAAGGAGUCUCUCAAUCCUAGUUCCCUCCUGGCUGCCAUGAUGCAACAAGAUGAGUCUAUUUAUCUCUAUCCUGCUUCAAGUACUUCAUGUGCUGCACCUUUUGAAAACAAUUGUUUUAAUGAAUCUAUGAAUGAAUGCAGAAAUUGGCAAGAUAAUACUACAUCAAUGGGAAAUGAUACUAUCCUGAAACAUGAGCAAAUUGACCAGUCUCAGGAUGUAAACUCAUUUGCUGGAGGUCACCCAGGGCUCUUUCAAGAUAGUAAAAACAGUGACUUAUACAGCAUUAUGAAAAACCUAGGCAUUGAUCUUGAAGACAUCAAACACAUGCAGAAUGAAAAAUUUUUCAGAAAUGAUUUUUCUGGUGAGGUUGACUUCAGAGACAUUGACCUAACAGAUGAAAUCCUGACAUAUAUCCAAGAUUCUUUAAAUAAGUCUGCCUUCGUACCUUCAGAUUACCAACAGCAACAGUCCCUGGCCCUGAAUUCAAGCUGUAUGGUACAGGAACACCUACAGCUGGAACAGCAACAGCAGCAACAGCAUCACCAAGUAGUAGCGGAGCCACAGCAACAACUGUGUCAGAAAAUGAAGCAUAUGCAAGUUAAUGGCAUGUUUGCAAACUGGAACUCUAACCAAUUCGUGCCUUUCAGUUGUCCUCAGCAAGACCUCCAACAGUAUAAUGUCUUUUCAGAUGUGCAUGGGAUCAAUCAAGAGUUUCCCUACAAAUCUGAAAUUGAUCCUAUGCCUUAUACACAGAACUUUAUUUCCUGUAAUCAGCCUGUAUUACCACAACAUUCCAAAUGUACAGAGCUGGACUAUCCUAUGGGGAGUUUUGAACCAUCCCCAUACCCCACUACUUCUAGUUUAGAAGAAUUUGUCACUUGUUUACAAGUUCCUGAAAACCAAAACCAUGGAUUAAAUCCACAGUCAGCCAUAGUAACCCCUCAGACAUGUUAUGCCGGGUCUGUGUCGAUGUAUCAGUGCCAGCCAGAACCUCAGCACACCCAUGUGGGUCAGAUGCAGUACAGUCCAGUACUGCCAGGUCAACAGGCAUUUUUAAACAAGUUUCAGAAUGGAGUUUUAAAUGAAACAUAUCCAGCUGAAUUAAAUAGCAUAAAUAACACUCAGACUACUACACAUCUUCAGCCACUUCAUCAUCCAUCAGAAGCCACACCUUUUCCUGAUUUGACAUCAAGUGGAUUCCUGUAAUUCCAAGCCCAGUUUUGACCCUGGUUUUUGGAUUCAAGUAGUUUGUAAAGGAUUGGAAUAAUAAAACUGUCACUGUUGGACGUCAGCAAGUUCACAUGGAGGCAUUGAUGCAUGCUCUUCACAAUUCUUCCAAACAAAUUUUAAUUUCUGUUUUUAGAAAAGGAAUUUUCAAAAUGAUAUCAAAAUUACAUAUACUGUAGUCAUUAGUGUAGAAAGUGUGCUGCCACAGAGUAGUGAGAUACUAUCUACAGUUCACAUUAUUCUGAGCAUCACAAAAUAUGCAAAACUUAUUCAGGGAAACUUGAAGACUCUUCUAAAUUAGAAAACAUUCUCUAUUUGAAUUAUUUCUGUCAGAAUAAAAAUAAAAUACUUUGAGUUUUGAACUUCUGGAUUCUUAUUAGUUUUCCAAAUACAAAGUUAUAGAACUAAACUCAUUUUUCCUAUCAUUUUAGCCUCUGCUUUUAUCUUGGAUGUUAAAAGAAAUGAUUUGGUGCUUUUUAUAAAAAGAUAAUCUCAGUGCUUUCCUCCUUCACUGUUAAUCUAAGUGCCUCACACUUUUCUACCUAUAACACUGUAGGAUGUAUAUUUUAUAUAAAGUAUUCUUUUUCUUUUUUAAAUUAUUUUCUGUGCACAAAUAUUCUUUGUAUUUCCUAAAUCCAACCAUUUUAUUCUGGCCUGUUUUAACUGUCCUAUUCCCCUACUUACUUCAGGUAAAGGGCAAAUAAUGAUUGAAAAAAUAAUUAUUUAUUUCAUAAUUUAGUUGUUUCUAGACUAUAAAUGUUGCUAUGUGCCUUAUGUUGAAAAAAUUUUAAAGUAAAAUGUCUUUCCAAAUUAUUUCUUAAUUAUUAUAUAAUAGCACUUAAAUUCUUCAACAGUGUUUUCAGAAGAAAUAAAUAUACCACUGUUUAUCUUUAUUGAAAUUUCCAUGAUGAUAGUUGAAUGUUGCAAUAUGAAAAACCUGCUGUUAACUGCAACCAUGUUUAUUAAAUUGCAAGAAGCUUUAUUUCUAGCUUUUUAAUUCUAUUAAGCAAAGCACCCAUUUCAAUGUGUAUAAAUUGUCUUUAAAAACUGUUUUAGGUCUAUAAUCCUUGAUAAUAUAUUGUGUUGACUUUAUAAAUUUCGCUUCCUAGAACAGUGGAAACUAUUUGUUUUUCUCAUAUUUGAGGAGUGUUAAGAUUGCCGGUAGCAAUGUUUGGUGCAAAGUAUUGUAAUGAGUGAAUUGAAUGGUGCAUUGUAUAGAUAGAAUGAACAAAGUUAUUUGUAAGAUAUAUGCAGUUUUUCGUUUUAAGAAGUCCAUACCUUAUAUAUGCACUUAAAUAAUUUGUUGGGUCUUUACAUCCUUUAUCAAUGUGUCUUUCUAAGAAAUCAAGUAAUAAAUCCAACUGCUUUAACAUAGUUCCUUUACGUACAAACAUUAGGUUGUUUUUAAUGAUACAAUGAUUUUCAUUACCAAUAGGCAAAUUAAUCAUUUUAUUAACUUUACUGUCCUGAAAUGAUUUAAAAG
This is a messenger RNA of Sapajus apella (tufted capuchin), 4646 nucleotides long. RefSeq names its product aryl hydrocarbon receptor (gene AHR). Lineage: Eukaryota; Metazoa; Chordata; Mammalia; Primates; Cebidae. Gene Ontology annotation, biological process: regulation of transcription by RNA polymerase II. The record is from RefSeq and is a predicted model, not a curated record. The transcript has 11 exons. Bases 599 to 3142 code for a protein of 847 amino acids. Gene Ontology annotation, molecular function: transcription cis-regulatory region binding; nuclear receptor activity; protein dimerization activity. Gene Ontology annotation, cellular component: nucleus; aryl hydrocarbon receptor complex.